Molecule: messenger RNA, 948 nt
Organism: Theobroma cacao (cacao)
Lineage: Eukaryota; Viridiplantae; Streptophyta; Magnoliopsida; Malvales; Malvaceae
Source: RefSeq, a predicted model, not a curated record
AUGUGUUUGUUAUGGGUUUGGGGGGGCAUAGCACCGCACAAAACGAAAACUCUGGUCUGGCAACUCUUGCAUGGUAAGGCUACAGUCAAAGGAGAGUUACUGAAGAGAGGGAUCAUCAACAGUGCUCAUGCAUCUUGCCCGCUGUGUAAUAAGUCCAUUGAAACCGUGGAUCAGCUAUUUGUUGGUUGCAAAAGCGUGAUAAAUCUGUGGUAUGAUUGGUGUAAUGAGUGGGGUUUAGCUUGGGUUAUGCUAGCAAGAUUCAAAGAGCUGACGAUUAUGUGGAACAACAUUAAGAUGGCAUCAAAUUAUGAAAAGGUCUGGAAAACAACAAUGUUCGCUAUUACCUGGACCGUAUGGAUUGGCAGGAACGAGGUGGUUUUUCACAACAAAGUUUGGGAUAAAGAACUCAUUUGGGAAUUGAUUAAACUUAGAGUGGCUAUGUGGGUUAAGGCUAGAUGGCAAGAUACUGCUAGUUCGAUCACUGAUAUUUACAGAUUCCCUGCUAUUGGUGCCAAUGCAAUAAAAUUCAAUGUCGAUGGUGCUGCGAAUGGAGGCUCGGGUGAAGCGGGAAUCGGAGGCUUACUUAGGAAUGAAAAGGGGGAGGUCCUCAUCAAAUUUUCCAAAGCUAUAGGCAGAGGAGAUUUAAAUUUGGCAGAAUAUCUGAGCAUUAGGGAAGCUUUCAUCUUGUUCUCAAGCUCUAUAUGGGCGCACAACCAUUCCUUUGUUAUUGAGAGUGACUCACGAAAUGCCAUUAGGUGGAUUAAUGACCCUUCCAAAACACCUUGGAGGUUGAGGAAAUGGAUGUUGCACAUAGAAGUCUUAAAGAAAAGAGCGACAGAUUGGAAGAUUAGACACACGCUGAGGGAAGGGAAUCGGGAAGCUGAUCUCUUGGCUAAGGAGGGAGUGGGCAGAGAAAUUGACUUGGUUGAAUUUCAUAACCCGAUGUAA